Messenger RNA from Momordica charantia (bitter melon), 1388 nucleotides. Its product is annotated as glyceraldehyde-3-phosphate dehydrogenase, cytosolic. The record is from RefSeq and is a predicted model, not a curated record. Gene Ontology annotation, biological process: glucose metabolic process; glycolytic process. Gene Ontology annotation, molecular function: NADP binding; NAD binding; glyceraldehyde-3-phosphate dehydrogenase (NAD+) (phosphorylating) activity. Lineage: Eukaryota; Viridiplantae; Streptophyta; Magnoliopsida; Cucurbitales; Cucurbitaceae. Gene Ontology annotation, cellular component: cytosol.
CGCCCCCAUUCCACAGCUCAUAUUCAGUAUUCGCCUCUUCAGUACUCUUUUUCUCUCUCGAAGUUUCAGACCAUCUCUUAACUUUUUCUCCAAUCCAAUGGGUGCCAAGAUCAAGAUCGGAAUCAAUGGAUUUGGAAGGAUCGGGAGGUUGGUCGCUAGAGUUGCUCUACAGAGAGACGAUGUGGAACUCGUUGCCGUUAACGAUCCUUUUAUCACAACUGAUUACAUGACCUACAUGUUCAAGUACGACAGUGUUCACGGCCAGUGGAAGCAUGGCGACGUGAAGGUGAAGGACUCUAAGAGCCUUCUUUUUGAUGAGAAGGCCGUCACUGUUUUUGGAUUCAGAAACCCAGAGGAGAUCCCAUGGGCCGAGACCGGAGCCGAAUACAUUGUUGAGUCCACUGGUGUUUUCACAGACAAAGACAAGGCUGCUGCUCAUUUGAAGGGUGGUGCUAAGAAGGUUAUCAUCUCUGCCCCCAGCAAGGAUGCCCCCAUGUUUGUUGUAGGAGUCAAUGAGAAGGAAUACAAGCCAGAGCUUAACAUUAUUUCUAAUGCUAGCUGCACCACCAACUGCCUUGCUCCUCUCGCCAAGGUUAUCCACGACAGAUUUGGAAUUGUUGAGGGUCUGAUGACUACUGUUCACUCAAUCACUGCCACACAAAAAACUGUUGACGGGCCAUCUAGCAAAGACUGGAGAGGUGGAAGAGCUGCUUCAUUUAACAUCAUUCCUAGCAGCACUGGAGCUGCUAAGGCCGUUGGCAAAGUGCUCCCUGCACUGAAUGGAAAAUUGACCGGAAUGUCUUUCCGUGUUCCUACCGUCGAUGUCUCUGUCGUCGAUCUUACAGUGAGGUUGGAAAAGAAGGCUUCUUAUGAGGAUAUUAAGGCAGCCAUCAAGGAAGAGUCGGAGGGAAAAUUAAAGGGAAUUUUGGGCUACACUGAAGACGAUGUUGUGUCCUCUGACUUCGUUGGUGACACCAGGUCAAGCAUCUUCGAUGCCAAGGCUGGAAUUGCAUUGAACGACAACUUUGUGAAGAUUGUCUCGUGGUACGACAAUGAAUUAGGAUACAGUUCUCGUGUUAUCGACUUGAUUGUCCAUGUUGCAUCUACCCAGUAAGAUGACUUGGCUUGAUGAUAGAGGGUUUCAGCUUCCAUGGUUUGUUUUUGUUGCUUGUUUCCAGUACUAGAGACUCAGCGCUGAGUGAGAAUAUGAUGAAAUAAAAUAAGAGUUUUCAAGCCAGCCGGUGAUUUCUUUCAAGUUCUUAAGUUGUACUGCUGUCUGUUCUUUUUUGUUGUGAUUAUGAGGUGUGGAUUCUUCACCCCCUUGUGUGUAAUGUUUUUGAUGUAGCAAGCAAAAACUCCAAACUCGAAAUAGAUUAUGCUUUUUCCAA